AAAAGAAAAGUCCACUAUAUAUUUAUUUCAUUCCUCUAAUUUAUUUUACCCAAAUCAUCAAUUUUGUUUUCUUGUCAUGCAUCCAAUACUAAGUACUAACCAUUCACACCAAUAUACACACACAGUUGCAUACUUGGAUCAUUAUAGUGUGAACAGAAAAAAAAACAUUAUAAAAACUAUAAGUCACGUUUCCCCCAAUUAAGUAGCCUCCUCUUCCCCCUCUCUUUGUCUCUCUGUCUCUUUCUCUCUCCCUCUCAGAAACUCAUUCUCCAAAAAUGGCAGAGCCAAGUUUCUAUAUCGGAGUCAUAGGAAAUGUAAUCUCCGUACUCGUCUUCCUCUCACCAGUGGAGACGUUUUGGAAAAUAGUGAAGCGGAGAUCGACGGAGGAGUACAAAAGCUUGCCGUAUAUUUGUACGUUGUUGGGAUCAUCGCUAUGGACAUAUUACGGCAUCGCCACUCCCGGAGAAUAUCUUGUUUCCACCGUUAAUGGCUUUGGUGCGAUCGUUGAAACCAUAUACGUUUCACUUUUUCUCUUUUAUGCCCCUCGACAUCUCAAGUUGAAUACAGUGGUAGUUGUCGCGAUGUUGAACGUGUUUUUCCCAAUCGCAGCGAUUGUGGCGACGAGAAUUGCGUUUAAAGAUGAGAAGAUGCGUUCUCAAUCGAUAGGUUUCAUAUCUGCUGGUCUAAACAUUAUAAUGUAUGGUUCUCCUCUUUCUGCUAUGAAAACAGUAGUGACAACAAAGAGCGUGAAAUACAUGCCGUUUUGGUUAUCGUUCUUCCUCUUCUUAAACGGCGCGAUUUGGGCUGUCUAUGCUUUACUCCAACACGACGUUUUCUUACUCGUGCCAAAUGGAGUGGGGUUUGUGUUUGGGACAAUGCAACUCAUACUUUAUGGAAUUUACAGAAAUGCCAAACCGGUUGGUUUAAGCAACGGUUUAAGCAACGGUUUAAGUGAGAUUUCUCAAGAUGAAGAGGAAGGCCUCACUUCACGUGUUGUCCCUCUCCUCUCCUAAAUCCAUUUUUUAUUCGUCAAGAGUUUGUUAAUUUGGGUCUUAUAAAUUAUAAAUCUUUAUAUUUUUGUUCCAUUAUUGUGGUGUGCGAUUUUGUGUACGUUAUUUAUUUGACAAAAUUAGCUUCAUUUAAAGAUGUUACUUUUAAGGUUUGUUAUUGUAAUGCAUCUUUUUUUUU
This is a messenger RNA of Arabidopsis lyrata subsp. lyrata, 1188 nucleotides long. RefSeq names its product bidirectional sugar transporter SWEET17. Gene Ontology annotation, biological process: carbohydrate transport. Gene Ontology annotation, molecular function: sugar transmembrane transporter activity. The record is from RefSeq and is a predicted model, not a curated record. NCBI's taxonomy places the organism in Eukaryota, Viridiplantae, Streptophyta, Magnoliopsida, Brassicales, Brassicaceae. The transcript has 6 exons. Gene Ontology annotation, cellular component: membrane. The coding region runs from base 276 to 1013 and encodes 245 amino acids.